Messenger RNA from Glycine soja, 616 nucleotides. Its product is annotated as acid phosphatase 1-like. Bases 1 to 414 code for a protein of 137 amino acids. The record is from RefSeq and is a predicted model, not a curated record. The transcript has 3 exons. NCBI's taxonomy places the organism in Eukaryota, Viridiplantae, Streptophyta, Magnoliopsida, Fabales, Fabaceae.
AUGGCUCUCACAUCUAUGGAAAUCGGAUUUGAGAUCUUCAAUGAGACUUCCUUUGAUAAUUGGGUGGACUUAGCUGCAGCCCCAGCUUUGCCAGCUAGUUUGAGUUUGUAUAACGAGCUUAAGGAAUUGGGCUUCAAGAUAUUCCUCUUAACUGGGAGAAGUGAAUUUCAAAGGAAUGCCACAGGGGCAAACCUUCUGAGUUCAGGGUACAGAGAUUGGGAGAGGCUCAUCUUAAGAGGGUCUUCUGAUCAAGGCAAACCGGCCACUACUUACAAUUCUGAGAAGAGAGCAGAGUUGGAGAAUGAAGGCUACAGGAUCCAUGGGAACUCUGGGGAUCAGUGGAGUGAUUUGGGGGGUUAUGCAGUGGCUGCACGGUCUUUUAAACUCCCAAACCCAACGUACUAUAUUCCUUAACAUAGAAAUGGCUUCUCAGAAAUCUGUAUUCUUUUUCACAAUUGCCUGUUGUAUUACCUGCCCAUGAUUUUUCAUGGUAAGAUCACGCUUGUUACAACAGGGAUUCUUAGUGACACUAGUUUCUAAUGUGUUGCAUGUUACAUUAAACUUUGAGGAAUAAUUCUUUUUUUUCUGUUUUGUGUGUGUACAAUGAUGAUGCUGA